Messenger RNA from Talaromyces atroroseus, 1524 nucleotides. RefSeq lists its product as hypothetical. The transcript is spliced from 4 exons. The coding region runs from base 1 to 1524 and encodes 507 amino acids. Gene Ontology annotation, biological process: NADP+ biosynthetic process; NAD+ metabolic process. NCBI's taxonomy places the organism in Eukaryota, Fungi, Ascomycota, Eurotiomycetes, Eurotiales, Trichocomaceae. Gene Ontology annotation, molecular function: NAD+ kinase activity. The record is from RefSeq and is a predicted model, not a curated record.
AUGGCUCAACAAAUUGGUAGCUCGCAAAUGGCCAUUGAAGAUUUUAUAGUCUUCGGUCCCGACAGCGAUCACCGUCGCAAGUCAUCCCUUGUCGCAUCUGAUGACCCCAGGAUACGCCGCCGCAGAUCCGAUUCUCACGACAAGAAUACUGCUUGUUUUGUGCACUCGCUCCUAAAUGGAGAGUGGAACAUACCACACGAAGAAAAUGAAGAAGAUGAUGACGACGAGAUUGCCAGGAGACCAAUGGACUUCGAACCCUCAAACCGGGACAGUGAAUUGAGGGAAUAUGAUCGAGUAGCUGUCGUUGAUUAUGCCAGUCGCCUUCCCGAUCAAAGCGUGCCAACAGUGGUGCAUUCGCGGCACUUGACGAAACGGCAACUCUCAGACAUGGCGUGGAAUGUGCGCAAACUAUCGAAACGUUUGGGCGGUAUCAAGCUCAAGUUGAUGGUCAAGUCCGUCUUUAUAGUGACCAAGGCGCAUGAUGAGUCGCUAAUAAAGUUGACGAGAGACCUUACUCGAUGGCUCCUUUCAAAGGAUAGGGAUGCUCUGUACACUGUGUACGUGGAGCAGCCCUUGGAGCGUCACCCCAAUUUCAACGGUGCACGUUUGGUCGACGAGGCCGAUGAACCGUCGGCGCGUGAUCGUCUGAAGUAUUGGGAUAGCCAGCUUGCAGCAGAUCGCCCACAAACAUUCGACUUUGUGAUUACGCUCGGAGGAGACGGCACAGUUCUAUACACUAGCUGGUUGUUUCAGCGGAUCGUACCCCCCGUCCUAUCAUUUUGUCUUGGCUCCCUUGGAUUUUUAACAAAAUUCGACUUUUCGCAUUAUCAAGACACGAUUACCAAGUCCUUUAGGGAUGGGGUUGCCAUUAGUUUGAGGCUGAGGUUUGAAUGUACAGUUAUGAGGAGCAACCCUCGACGGAAACCAGCUGUUGAUUCUGAGGGCAAUAUCGUUAAAAAGGACCUCGUCGAAGAGCUAGUUGGUGAAGAGAUCGGUGAUACGAUGACCCAUGUGCCAGACAAGGUAUUCCAGAUUUUGAACGAUAUCGUGGUGGACAGAGGACCAAAUCCAACAAUGUCGACGAUUGAAUUAUUCGGAGAUGACGAGCAUUUUACAACUGUUUUGGCAGAUGGCGUGUGUAUAUCUACUCCCACCGGUUCAACUGCCUACAACCUUGCAGCUGGUGGAGCUUUGUCCCAUCCAGAGAACCCCAUUAUCCUAGUCACAGCCAUUUGUGCGCAUACGCUAUCAUUCAGGCCCAUUAUUCUACCAGACACUAUCGUCUUGCGUUUGGGAAUACCGUAUGAUGCCCGCACGAGCUCGUGGGCAAGCUUUGAUGGGCGAGAGAGGCUCGAACUGCAUCCUGGAGACUACGUGACGGUGUCGGCUUCCCGGUACCCCUUUGCGAAUGUGAUGCCUGCAGGGCGACGAAGCGAGGAUUGGGUGGAGAGCAUAUCCAAGACGUUGAAUUGGAACACGAGACAGCGGCAGAAGGCGUUUAGCAAGGACGUAUCUGCGGUUUAG